This is a messenger RNA of Plasmopara halstedii, 3519 nucleotides long. RefSeq lists its product as uncharacterized. The record is from RefSeq and is a predicted model, not a curated record. The transcript has a single exon. Bases 1 to 3519 code for a protein of 1172 amino acids. Lineage: Eukaryota; Oomycota; Peronosporomycetes; Peronosporales; Peronosporaceae.
AUGCCACUUGAAGACCUCAUUCCAAUUGGGAUCUCUAGAGACUCAACAAACAUUAAAAAAGAGAAUGAUCAUAGUCUUACAAGUGGUUUAAUUUCAAUCCCUAAAAGUCGGGAUAACGAUGUCGAUAUGUCUGACUUUGAUGUGGGUGAUCUCUUAGGUGAUGACUCGAGUAAAAGUUUAUCGAAAACAUCAUUAAAGAGCAAACAUGACAAGAAAAAAACAAAAACAAAAGACAAAGUCAAGAAGUUGAAUACAAACAAAGCAAAGACCAAGUUGAAAUCGAAGAAAACAUCACAUCAUGAUGAAGAUAUGGCAGACAAUUGGACGUCUUCAACCAAAACUUGGGAUAGUGCUGCUGAACUCGAAUUGGCAGCAGCAAGACGAAAGAAUGGAAGUGGGAAAAUAGGAAGUGGAUUAGAUGAUGAAUUGACAAAAAUGCUGGGCGAGAAUAGUGGAAUUGGAGCGGAGUUUGGACAAGCGAGAUCUAUACAAAUGGAGAUAUCGAAGUUUGAUAAAAACGAUAGUAUUGCUGCUAAUGAAGUUGGAAGUUUGGAUACUUUGAAAAGACGAGGUCGUCAGGAAGUCGAUACAAACAGUUCUGCUAUUGAACCUGAUGGUAUUUCGGCGUCGUUUUUUAAUGAUACUAAAAGUGAUGAUAUGAAUGCCACAUCGCGUUCGUCUCUUCUUACAGCUGAGCGCCGAGGAGGAGCUCGUGGUGGGAGGCGACAAGCAAGUGCUGAGGUAUCGGAUCCGUUUGGUAUUGGAGCUACAACGACAAGUUCUGAUUCACCUUUUGAGAUGCUUUUUAAAGGUGCUAGUGGUAAACGACGUGACUUUGACGAUCUUUUUUCCAAACCUGCACGGGAUUUUUCAAAAGACAUUGAGAUGAACCAGCAGCAGGAUGUGAUUGGAACGACCAACGCAAGGGAAUCUGAUGACACUGUACAUACCGAGAAAGUGUCAGUUAAAGAUGAUUUACUUGCAGAUUUGUUUGCAUCUGAGCCCCGCGGCUCUCGUCAUCAACAAAAGAGUUUUAUUUCAGAAAAAAAUAAAGUUAUUGACGAUCAUGACAAGACGAAAGUAAAAAGAGAAGUUGAUGGAUCAGAUCAAGCAAAUGAACAAAGUGAUCGUUUAGUAGCGCAACAUGUUGCACCACAAUAUACAAACAGCACAUCAGAAAAAGAGGCGAAGAUUCAGCUAUCGACAGAGGAGCAUCGAUCGUCGUAUCAGGAAAGCAAACCUUUGGUUGCUAGCGCUGUAACCCCUGCAAGUCGAAUUGAUGAUCUUGCUAGUGCAAAGGAAAGUCUUUUAAUGGAUUUACUAGGAGACAUGUCAAUUUCCAAGACUACUGAAUCACCUUUACAACAUCGUCGGAGCAAUACUAACAUUAAUAUCGGCUCACCCAUUGAGGAUACUGAAGGACCACAGAAAACUUCUUUACCAGUAAAAGCUCAACUUCCUGCAACGAUUGUAGAAGCUCCACCUCAAAUCUCUUCAAUAGCUCAUCCGUCGAAGAAAAACCUAUUCAGUCCACCAUCACCAGAACAUCGGCUCUCACCUACUCUCAACGUAAAUAGUGAGAAGGAAUUUGAACAAGCAAAAGAUAAUUUGCUUAAAGAGAUUCUACCUUUAUCGCCAUCCGCUUCAAUUCGUUCCAGUCCAGAUCGACGCAAUUCAUACUCUCAAUCAUUCACUACAGAGGACGACGUUCAAGAUAUUGGUCAAGAGAUAAUACACGAAGAAGUCAGAAACGAUAGAUCAAAGGUACAAGUCUCCGUCACAAACUCCGAGUCACCAAAGCUACACUUACUCAAAACUCCUCAUACCAAAAUUACCUCGACGACUACAUCUCCUGUAUGUAACUGCGCUGAGCAGAUAGCAAAGGUGACUGCAGCUUUUGAUUCAGAGCGCUCAACUUUUCAGCAGAAAAUUGAGGCCCUCGGUCAACAAUUAGAAGCUCAGACAACAACCAGCACUCAGCGUGUUAACGAAUUGACACAAGAAGUGAAAGACCGAGAAACGUCAUUAAAACAACUUUCCCAACAGCUUAAUGUUGAAACAGCGUCGAAGGUUGAGCUCACUGAACAAUUAGCGUUAGUAGAGCGUGAUAAACUCCAAGCAGAUCACGCAGCUGCAAAGUAUAAGGAAAAUGCUGUAACCUUACAACAUCGCACAGAUCUCUUACAAUCAGAGUUACAGACGCUACGUGAUGAGCUAUCACGCUCGAAAUGUGCUUGUCAAGAGCUUGAAUUGACGCUAAAUCGUUUGAAAGCUGAACAGGAUGAAGUCAAUCAAUUGGAACGUCAACGUGAAAAACGAGCGUUUGAAGCUCUUAGUAUGCAGAUGCAACGUGCCUUAGCUCGUCUGAGUAUUUCUCAUCAAGUAUAUGAAGAAGGAUCAGGACAUGAUCAGACUGCAGCACGUGUAGCAGCUGAAGAUGAAGCACGUCUUCGUGUAAUUGCAUCGCUUGAAGGAAGUUCGAAACGUGCAGCACAGCAUGCUGAACAAGAACGUGUGAAACUCACUGAGCUCUUGCGCGAGCUUGAAAUGGGUGCACGUCAUGCUCGACAAGGAGCGUUUGAAGAAAAGGAACGAUUGCGACAGGAACAAAAACGUUUAGAUGCAUUAAGUGCUCACUUACAAGCACAAGCGUCUGUACUCCGUGACCAAGAAGCAGCGCAUGCUCUUUAUAUGGGAAAACAAUUAGCAGAAGCGCGUGAGGACAUUCGUAUACAGGAAGCACGACUUGCAACGAGACGAACGGAAUUAGAACGGGAUGAGCGUGCAUUGUAUCAAGUUCGAGCUGAAUUUGCUGCUUUUCGAGAACAAACUGCGAUUGAAAUGGAACGAGAGCGUACAGAACUUCACUCAUUACGAUUGAAAUUGGACGAUGAAUGGCGAGAACUUCACACUGAUCGUGAAGAGUUCGAAAAUGAGCUUGCAAGUCAUGACGGGGAAUUUCAAGCUCUUGAAAGAAAGAGAAAUAAUCUUCAAAAUGCAGAAGCGCAACUUUGUGAACGUACACAAGCAGUUGUGACACUUGCUGAGAAACUUGAUGGAGGAAUUCGCGAGUUAGCCGAACGCGAGCAACUUGUAGCACAAAAGGCUGUGACUGUCCACGAUAUUGAUGCAUCGUUUCAAAUGCGAGAACAAGCACUUGAACGUGCAAAGAAUGAAUUGCAAAGGCGUGAACAGCGUCUACAUGUUCAGAUUCGUCAAUUGGAUACAGCACGUGAACGCCUUAUGCAUCAGCGGCAACAACAUUUGAUAGUUGGAAAUCAAAAAGGUGCGAAGCAAUCAUCAGGUCAAGUGAUAGACAACAACAAACCAUGGCGCGAUCAAGGCUAUCACAACAAUUUUAGGCAUUUAAAAGAUAAAGUGCAGAGUAAAGUGUAUAGUCUCGAGUCUCGAGUAGAGGAGGAUCCGUCUGGAUUAUCCCCAGCAUUUCGAAAACAAAUUGAAGCGAACUGGCAACGGCGUGAUGUCGAUGACAAGCUCAUGAAUACUCUCAAGACUUAA